Messenger RNA from Lactuca virosa, 1737 nucleotides. The record is from the annotation of a GenBank genome assembly. NCBI's taxonomy places the organism in Eukaryota, Viridiplantae, Streptophyta, Magnoliopsida, Asterales, Asteraceae.
CGAGCGGUAUCGAACCCUAAUCCCAAGUAGCUCUUCUGCUGGCUAACACGGUUACACCUACACGGCUACACCCAUACUCAAUAGUCGACAAGAGCAGUUUGGGCUUCCCCUCAGAUGCACAAAUGUUGGACCCAAAUCGGUGAUCAGUUCAAAAACACCUUCCCACUUCCACCGCACCAUUCAAACCACUGCGAAAGAGAACAACAGCUGAGGAGAGAUGCAGGAGAAAACCAAGUGUCUGGCUUUGAUCGGUGCCGGUGCUCUUUUGGGCUCCAUUACUGCCACCGUAGCCGUUCUCAAGCUUCUUCCCACCAGAGAAGCUACGGUUAAACGCAGUAAUGAUGCCAAUUCAAAUGGUAAAUCAGUUUUAUCUGCUCCAGCUGAAGGCAAUGCUUCUCUAAAAGAGGAAACGUAUAAGAUGGACCCUGUAGGCCUUUUGAAAGACGAAAUAGUUUCUGAACAGCUCACCAGGAAUAUCCAGUUCUUUGGUUUUGAUGCCCAACAAAAAGUGACAACAUCUUAUGUUGUAGUCAUUGGCCUUGGAGGUGUAGGGAGUCAUGCUGCAUCAAUGCUCUUAAGAUCAGGAGUUGGAAGACUCCUCCUUGUUGACUUUGACCAGGUUUCACUUUCAUCUUUGAAUCGACAUGCGGUUGCUACAAGAAAAGAUGUUGGCACCCCAAAAGCUUUAUGCCUUACGAAACACUUCUCAUCCAUUUAUCCAGAAUGCCACAUAGACGCAAAGGUCCUCUUAUAUGAUGCUUCCUCAGAAGAAGAAAUUCUCUCUGGUGACCCUGAUUUUGUUUUGGAUUGUAUUGAUAACAUUGAUACAAAGGUGGCACUUCUUGCUGCAUGUGUACGUAGAGGUUUAAAAGUUUUGUCUGCUACAGGAGCCGGAGCAAGAGCGGACCCCACAAGAAUCCGUGUGGCUGAUUUAAGAGAAUCCACCAAUGAUCCACUUUCUAGAUCAGUUAGACAACGUUUAAGGAGAGAUCAUGGGAUUGAAGGUGGGAUUCCUGUAGUUUUCUCUUUGGAAAAACCAAAAGCAAAGUUGCUUCCUUUUAAAGGACCUAAUGGAGAUGAAGAGCAUCCUUCAGAUUAUCAAGUGGUUCCUGGAUUCAGGGUUCGAAUAAUUCCUGUUUUGGGAACAAUUCCUGCAAUUUUUGGACAAAUAAUGGCAUCAUAUGUUGUGACAAAACUAGCAGAAUUUCAAGUCCAGAUGGAGCCCAUUGUGAACUUUGACAUGGAUCAUUACAGAGUGCUACAUCAGCGCCUUAUUGAGCAUGAGGAGUUGAUUUAUGGCACAUCUAUUCAAGUUCAGGUGGAUGUUGAAGAAGUGAUGUAUGUUGUUAAAGAAUUAUGGCAUGGAAGAAGUGCAAGAGAUGAAACUAGAAAAGAAGUUGGGCGUGGAAUGUGGCGUUCUGUCAAGGAAUUGAUGCUUGUGAGAUGGGACAAGUCAAAGCCAGCAUCUGCAUCAAAUCUAAUCCUUCUAAAAUUUACAGAGGCGGAUGAACAUGAAUCAACAACACUUGAAGAUAUAAAGGAGAAUGAGCCAGAAUUUUUCACAAGGGUAACAUCCAGAUUGAAACGAGCUGAAUUAGACUAUUAUGAACAAAUUAUGUAGCAAUAAAUGACAUUUAUUUUUGUAAUUUUGGUAGAUGCCAUUGUUGUAUGGUUUAUAGAAGUUGGUUUCUGCUUAUAGUUUGUUGACCAAUGGUGUUGGAAGGAAUAUGAUAAUGA